UUCUAGGCAAAAGUAACAUUAAUGAUAUAUACAUUCAAUUCACACCACAAGUUGAUAACAAUUUAUAAAUUCCUAUCCCUUAUAAAUAUAUAUCAUCAUCAUUUAAUUAAGUACACAUACAUAUUUCCAAUUCUGCCAUCCUCUCUCCAAAAUAGAAACAAUGCAAACUAUGAUGCCAACAAAGCCAACAGAGACAAGAAAAACCAUGAGAAUUAAUAAUCUCCCCCCACAAAAUAGUAAUAGUAAUAUUCUACAGAGACGCCUCCACAUUCUUCUCUGCUACACAAAAGCAUCCGAACAAGAUUCCGGCUGGAUUCUUGCCGGACGCAUGAAGGAGUCGCUCGGGAAAGCUCUCGAAGAAGAGCCGAUCCUCGCUGGGAGGCUGCGGCGGCUGUCGGAAGAAAGCGACGGCGGCGGCGGAGGAGAUUUCGAGAUUGUUUCGAAUGACGCCGGGGUUCGAACGGUGGAGGUGAAAGCUGAUCAUGUGAAGUUGGCUGAGUUUGUAGAUGAGUUGAAGGCUAAUAAGAGAGAAGCUCAUGAGCUUGUGUAUUGGGAGGAUAUUGUGCAGCACAACCCUCAGUUUUCACCACUGAUCUAUAUCCAGGUGACAAACUUUACUUGUGGGGGAUAUUCAAUUGGAAUCACCUCAAGCCUUCUUCUUGUGGAUCCUUUUACAUUUUCAAACUUCCUUAAAAAAUGGUGCAAAAUCCACAAAACCAUAUUUUCAAGAACUAAUACCUCCAAAAUUCCUUAUCUUUACUUUCCUAAUUAUGCAUCGUCUCCUAAUGAUUAUCGACUAAUUAUGGGCUCUAAUUAUAAGACAUGCAAAAAUAAUACUAAUGCAUCUGCUCAAAGUGUAAUUCUCACAGUUCCAAAAAAUAUUCUUCAUAAUAAUCACAAGAAUCUUGCUGCUUUAUGCAUCGAAGAGGCGGAACGAAAAACGGGCUCGAAAAUGGCAUCGAGCUUGUCGUUGUUGCUACACAAGUUGCCUUGUGAAGAGGAGGAUACUUACUAUAAUAAGGUUGAAAUGUGUUCAAGAAAAGGGCUUUUAGAGGGUUUAUUAGUAUCGGAAAACGAGAUUAGUGGACUAAUCAACACUAAUUGUGCAAUUAGAACAUGGGAUGAACUGGGAUUGGACAGUUUGUGUUUCGACGAAGGAAAUAAAGCUGAUUAUGUUUCUUGCUGGAUUAGUUCGUCACCGGCGGUUAGUGACGAAGGCUCCGUCAUGAUUAUUAGUCCUUCGGGUGAUGACACCGACACUUUUGGAAUCAAAGUUGUGGUCACAUUCGAUUAAAAGUACGCUUGGUUUUUUU
Erythranthe guttata (spotted monkey flower) is the source of this 1313-nucleotide messenger RNA. The record is from RefSeq and is a predicted model, not a curated record. Lineage: Eukaryota; Viridiplantae; Streptophyta; Magnoliopsida; Lamiales; Phrymaceae.